CCACGAGCCCGCCGCCCGGCCGGGGCCCGGCUGCCGUGACGUCACCGCCGGGGCCGGGCGCCUCCCGCCGUGCUCCGCGGCCGGAAGUGGCGCGAGCAGGGAGACGUGUCCGAGCGGCGGGGCCGGAGCGUGAGCGCGGGGCACCGGGAGAGAGCGGGAUGAUCACGGACGUGCAGCUCGCCAUCUUCGCCAACAUGCUGGGCGUGUCGCUCUUCCUGCUGGUCGUGCUCUACCACUACGUGGCCGUCAACAACCCCAAGAAGCAGGAGUGAGGACCCGGUGACCGGGGAGCCCGCCCUGCCAUGCCCCUCCGCCCCUCCCUCCCUCCCUCCCUCCGUGCCGGGCCCCGGGAGGCGCGAGGCCGAGCUUCCUCCAGAGCGAGUUUAACGGGAACACGAUGAUACAGCAGA
Molecule: messenger RNA, 410 nt
Organism: Passer montanus (Eurasian tree sparrow)
Lineage: Eukaryota; Metazoa; Chordata; Aves; Passeriformes; Passeridae
Gene: OST4
Product: oligosaccharyltransferase complex subunit 4, non-catalytic
Exons: 2
Coding region: 159-272 (37 amino acids)
Cellular component (GO): oligosaccharyltransferase complex
Source: RefSeq, a predicted model, not a curated record